Molecule: messenger RNA, 4038 nt
Organism: Dufourea novaeangliae
Lineage: Eukaryota; Metazoa; Arthropoda; Insecta; Hymenoptera; Halictidae
Product: chaoptin-like
Exons: 3
Coding region: 1-4038 (1345 amino acids)
Molecular function (GO): protein binding
Source: RefSeq, a predicted model, not a curated record
AUGGUGCAGUCGUUGAACGUUUACGAGCUGGACAAAACGGUGGAGGAAUUGAAAGACGGCUGCUUUCCCGUUGGCUCUCAGAUCAGACACCUGCAGAUAUCCCAUUCGUCGCUGCGCGAGAUCGACGAGGACGCGUUCAAGAAUCUGAACAAUAGCCUGGAAUCGUUGGCGCUGGUCUCGAGUCGAUUGCCGCACGUUCCGCAGAAAUCGUUGGCCAAGCUGCCGAAGCUGGCCGCUUUGGAUCUCGAGGCGAACCUGAUACAGGACCUAUCAUCGUACUGCUUCUACGGGCUGAAGUUGAUGAAGCUGACCCUGAAGGGUAAUCAGAUAUCGAAGAUCUCAGAGUACGCGUUCGCCGGGUUAGAGGACAGCCUGGGUGACCUGAACCUGGCCGAGAACAAGCUGAAAUUGUUCCCGAUGGCGCCACUGAGACGAUUAGAGGGUUUAGCGUCUUUGAGACUCGCCUGGAACGAGAUAUCGGAGCUACCGGACGAUGGCUACAGUCUGUUGAGCUCGUUGCUGGUCCUCGAUCUAAGCAGCAACAACUUCGAGAAACUGUCCGAGGACUGUUUCCGGCCAUGUCACUUCCUACACACCCUCUCCCUUUAUUACAACUCGAUCGAGACCAUUCACAAGGACGCGUUCGUCUCGCUGAAAGACCUGGAGUUCAUCGAUCUCAGCCGCAAUAAGAUCGUAUUCCUCGACGUGGCGACGUUCAAGGGGAACGAAAGGCUGCGUAACAUCGAGCUAAGCCAUAAUCACAUUCAUUACAUCGGCGGAGUUUUCGCGAGGCUGCCGGAGCUCAGGGAAUUAUACCUGGCGGAGAACAAUAUCCUCGAGAUCCCGGGAGAUGCGUUCAUCGGCAGCGUGAGCCUCACGGUCGUUUACCUUCAGCAGAACGCCAUCAGAAGAAUCGACGGCAAGGGUCUCACCAGUCUCACGCAAUUGGCUCAAUUACAUCUGAGCAACAACUACAUCGAGAGGGUGCCGCAAGAGUUUCUCGAGCACUGUGAAAACCUAUCUUCCCUGUCCCUUGACGGGAAUAAGAUCCGCGAGCUACAACCAGGCACUUUUCAGAAAUUGCAUCAACUUAGGGAGCUACGGCUCCAAGAUAAUCGCAUCGCUGAGGUGAAGCGCGGUGUUUUUUCACCGUUGCCCUCUCUGUUGGAGCUUCAUCUGCAAAACAACGCGAUCACGGACAUGGAGACGGGAGCGUUGAGAACACUGAACAGUCUUCAACACGUGAACCUGCAGGGGAAUCAGUUGACUGUCUUGGGCGACGUUUUCCAGUUGUCCGCUUCCGAAACUUCUUCCGGCGGUAGCUCCUUGGUGUCCAUUCAACUGGACAGCAAUGGCCUCGCUGUGCUGCAUAAUGAUUCUUUACGCGGACAAGCCUCCGUCAGGAUCAUGUGGCUUGGUCAUAACAGGCUGACGCAUCUCCAGGCACCUCUCUUCAGAGACCUGCUUCUGGUAGAACGACUCUACCUGACCAACAAUUCGAUAUCGAGAAUAGAGGACGGAGCCUUUCAGCCAAUGCAGGCGCUCAAGUUCUUGGAACUGAGCAUGAACAAGCUCCGUCACAUCACCGCAAGAACGUUCUCCGAGUUACACGAACUGGAGGAAUUGUAUCUUCAGGAUAACGGGCUAAGGCGAUUGGAUCCCUACGCUCUGACUGCGCUGAAGAAACUUAAAAUACUCGACCUGGCGAAUAAUCAUCUGACUGUUCUGCAUGACGCCAUAUUCCAAGAGGGUCUACCGAUCAGAACACUGAACCUAAAGAAUUGCUCUAUCAUGAGCGUAGAGACCGGUGCUUUCCGUGGACUCAGCAAUCUGUCUGACCUGAAUCUGGACGGCAAUUUACUUACAGCCUCUGCCCUCUUGAAUCUACGCAUCCCUGGAUUGCGUACUUUAGCAGCAUCUGGUAACAACUUCAGCCAGAUCUCCGAGCACAGUCUGAACGGACUUCCAUCGUUGCAAGAACUGUUGCUGGACGACGCGCAGAUCGCUCAAUUGCCAGAGGUGAUCUUCGUGUUGAAUCGAAACUUGGCCCGACUAAAUUUAGACAGAAACCAACUUCGCAGUCUACCUCCAGGCGUCUUCGAUAGACUGUUGUCUCUUCGGGAGAUUCGAGUGGAUCACAAUCGAUUCCAAGACAUCCCCUAUUCAGCGUUGGCCAAUGCUCUCAACUUGGAAAUCCUCUCGCUGUCCAACAAUGAGAUCGUGAACGUGGACGUGGCCAGUUUCGCCAGCCUAAAGUACCUGAGGGAGUUAGAUCUUAGCCGCAAUCAUAUUGAAAAGAUGUCUGGCUUCGCCAUGGCCAAUUUGUCGCGACUGAUUUCUGUGGACCUUAGUCACAAUCAUCUGAACGCUCUGCCGGCAAACUUUUUCGUCCAUUCCUCUAUGUUGCGCAGAGUGGACCUGUCGGGGAACAAGUUCAGGCAAAUCCCAGCCGUAGCACUCUCCGGCCAGAAUCUUCCCGGAUUAUCCUGGCUGAACUUAACGAGAAAUCCUCUGAACAGAAUCCAUGAUCCACCCUCGGACGCAAUGUACCCUAGCCUUCAAGAGAUCCAUAUAUCCGGUACCAAUCUAAGCAUAGUCACGUCUCAGGAUUUCGAGGCUUUUCCAGCCUUGUUGCACCUGUAUCUGGACCAGAACUCCAUCCAGAGGGUUUCACCAGGGGCAUUCAGGAGCUUGCCCAACCUUUUGACGCUACACCUUGGAAUGAACAGCCUGGAGAUCCUACCUAAGGAAAGACUCAAAGGAAUGGAGCACUUGAGGAUAUUAAAUUUAACCCAUAAUCGAUUGAAGGAACUCGAAGAGUUUCCCGAUGAUCUCAAGUCAUUGCAGAUACUGGAUCUUUCGUACAAUCAGAUCGGGAUCGUGGGCAAAGUGACAUUCAAGAACUUGGUUAGCUUGGUGGAAUUGCAUCUGUACGGUAACUGGAUCAACGCGAUUUCUAGCGAGGCAUUUAGACCGUUGAAGAAGCUGCGGGUGUUGGACCUUAGUAGGAAUUAUUUGGAGAACCUUCCGCUGAACGCUUUUCGACCACUGGAGACACAGAUACGGAGCUUACGUGCUGAAGGUAACGUAAAUAUCGAAAUACUUAGUGAAUUAGAGAAGUCGGAAACACAGGGUCAAUUUAUUGAAAACGAGAAUCCGUUACACUGCGGCUGCGAGUCGCAAGAACUCUGGGAAUGGUUGAGGGACCAUCAGAAGCUAGUUAGCGGAGUGGGCGGUGGUCGUGGUCGCGGAAGAAACGGCGUCGGAGUCGGGAACGUCGAGGGUGGUCUGCUAAAAUGCGAGCAACCGCCGGAGCUGCGGGGUCUGGUUUUCCUCGAUCUCGACCCUCAUGCUUUCUGCUCUGCUCCGCUGGUCCUGAAACUCGCGAUUCAAGACAUCCAGCCGUUCUCUGUCCUCGUCUCGUGGCAGAGCAGAAACCAUUCCGGGCUGCACGGUUACCAAGUGGCUUAUCAUGCGUUGGACAAUGUCGACGAGGUACGAGGUAAACUGCUAGACCCUAAAGCACGUUCGGUAAGGCUGACAAAGCUAGCCUCGGACACACGGUACCUGAUUUGCGUCCUGGGUCUUGGCAGCUGGGGCACGCCAAUCCCGGAGGACAUCGGUUCCUGGCGAUGGAACGCGUCUCACGACGACGUGAUCGAGGGCUCGGCCCUCCCCGUGAUGGUAAACUCGCCCACAAGCCGAUGUACAGAGGUUAGAACACUGGAUGCGCCGGAUUCAAUAGUCGGGGACGGGACGAUGAGCGACAGAGGGGGUUUGGCGACCAUCUUGACCAGGCGGCUCGGUCUGAUAGUUGGCAGUUGCAUGGGCUUCGUCGUGUUCGUUGUCCUGAUAUCUGUCCUGGGUUACAUGAAGAUGAAGAAGCAACGGUCCACCGAGAAGAGAGACCAACCGUUGUCUUCCAAUCCGCAGGCGUACAUGUCCUACAGGCAUUUCUCGCUGCAGAGCGGGGACAGGGCGGACAACGCUUGUCCCAGCUUCAUCAGCAACAUCGGAACCACGCCCCUGAACUCGUAG